This is a messenger RNA of Musa acuminata subsp. malaccensis (wild Malaysian banana), 1465 nucleotides long. Lineage: Eukaryota; Viridiplantae; Streptophyta; Magnoliopsida; Zingiberales; Musaceae. The record is from RefSeq and is a predicted model, not a curated record.
AUGGAUCUCAUGAAUCAAAGUGAUGUGCCAGCCAAAGCAACUGCUACUUAUCAUCAGAAAACACUUGUAAAGAACAAGUUUGCAGCAAAAUUGCAGCCCUCAGCUUCAUUUGCCUUGGCAGGUAAGAUUCUGACAUAUAAGCAGAUGCUCUCCGGGAAGUCGCCAAUGUAUGGAAUUGAACAGGAGUACACCCUCCUGCAAAAGGAUGUGAAAUGGCCUCUUGGUUGGCCGGUCGGUGGAUUUCCUGGUCCUCAGGGACCCUACUACUGUGCUGCCGGGGAAGACAAAGCUUUUGGCCGAGACAUAGUUGAUGCUCAUUACAAGGCUCGUCUUUUUGCUGGUAUCAACAUCGGUCGCAUUAUUGGGGAAUUGCUACGUAUCUUCGGCAUGCAGUGGGAGUUCCAACUUGGCCCUGCUGUUGGUAUCUCUGCUGGUGAUGAACUGUGGGUUGCUCGUUACAUUCUUGAGAGGAUCACCGAAAUUGCAGGUGUAGUUCUUUCUUUCGAUCCGAAGCCAAUCCAGGGAGAUUGGAAUGGUGCUGGUGCUCACACGUGUUACACCAAGUCCAUGAGAUGCGAUGGAGGAUACGAAAUCAUCAAGGAGGCCAACAAGAAGCUCUUGGCAAGAGGCACAAGGAGCAACGAGCGUCGUCUCACCGGGCGACACGAGACUGCUGAUAUCAAUACCUUCUUAUGGGUUAUUUCGAAGACCGGAGGCCAACAUCAAACAAGGAUCCCUAUGUCGUCACUUCCAUGAUUGCUGAGACGACCAUCCUCUGGAAUCCAUGAGCAAAUCGUGGGAUGGUGCGCCUGCUGCUUCAUGGGAUUCCCAUACUGCAGAGGGAACAGCUCUCAUUUCUUCUCCUGUCAUCAUCCAGUGUUUGCCCCGCAUUGUCUCAGUGUAUUUCCAGUAAUGACAGUAAUAGAACAGACUAGGAUUAUGAUGGUGUCUUGUGCUGUGAGGGUUGAUGUGCCUCGUACACGAUUGCAGUGCUAAACCUUGCAUUUUGUAUGCAAUCCAGGAUCAUGUUCGAAUGUGUAAAAAAAGUUGAUCCACAGUUCGGGAUGCUUUUAUCCAAUAAUUCUCGAAAUUAUUGGAUUUUAUAUAGAGAGGAAAGAUCUAAUACACUGUACAGAUCACCUAAGCUUUCUUUGUGAUAUGUGAAUCAUUGUCUUUCUGGUCUAUGAUUUCUUUUCUUUCUUUUUGUCUUGGGUGUAUGUAUGAUGACAGCAUCUCCAUUUGAAGUACAUGACUAAAGCAUCUACUUCAUUGGCUUUAGUAAUCUGCUUGUUAUCUGGUGCAUUUUAGUCUUCAACUCUCUUCAUGAAAGCAUAAAUUCAACCAAGAUUAGACCAUCAGCUUCAGAUGAUAGUGUUCUUAUGAACUUGAUGCAUCAAAUGAUGAAGGUAUAACACUUGGAUAAUGGAGCUCAUUAAAAGAAUUCAUUUAAAGUAUGGGCUGUUAU